This is a messenger RNA of Arachis duranensis, 978 nucleotides long. RefSeq names its product protein NSP-INTERACTING KINASE 3-like. The transcript is spliced from 5 exons. Gene Ontology annotation, cellular component: plasma membrane. Lineage: Eukaryota; Viridiplantae; Streptophyta; Magnoliopsida; Fabales; Fabaceae. Gene Ontology annotation, molecular function: protein kinase activity; ATP binding. The coding region runs from base 1 to 978 and encodes 325 amino acids. Gene Ontology annotation, biological process: protein phosphorylation. The record is from RefSeq and is a predicted model, not a curated record.
AUGGGCAUUACUUUCCAGCUGUUCGUAUUCUCCCUUUUCCCGUACAAAGCCUUUCUCUACUUCAUUAACAAGUCCAAGACUUCCCCUAACCUCACUCUCUUCGGCUUCUACUUCUUGCUCGCCUUCGUCGGAGCCACUGCCUCCUGGGAUUCUCCCAAACUCACUCGAUCAUGCUCAAACCUGGAAAGAAGGGAUGUUCUCGGUGAUACAAUUCAUCAAUUUCCAGAUUCAAAGUCGCAAUCUUUCGAGAAUUUACAGGAACUUACAGCAGGUAAAGUGGCUGCUAAUCUUAAAAGCCCCAGGUCUGUGAUGACUCACUGCAGUGCUGAUAGAGUUAUGUUGAGAAGGCAUUCCUCAAGCCAAGUUCUUCCUUAUGGAAGUAAGAGACUUUGGUGCAAGAUGUUUCUCUGGAGCCAUAGGAACAUACAUAGAGCUAUUUCAAGCAAAUCAACACAGGUGAAUCCUGGUGUGGCUGUAACGCACAAUCCAUACGGGUACUCUUCCGACACCCUUGAACCGAAGCACAAGCAGUCACCAGGAAAUGUGGAAUGGCUCUUCAGCUUAAUACGCUUAGUAUGUUCGCAAUUGUUGAUUCGCGGUGAUGAACUAAUUAUGCGUUUGGGUGUUCUAAGAGGCGGCGCAGAGGUGGCAGUGAAGCGAAUAUCACAAGAGAAUGACGGCGUGAGAGAGUUCCUAGCAGAAAUUUCAAGCCUUGGAAGAUUGAAGCAGAGAAACUUGGUUGCUCUGAGAGGAUGGUGCAAGAAAGACAUGGGAAAUUUCUUGUUAGUUUAUGAAUACAUGGAUAAUGGGAGUUUGGAUAAGAGAGUGUUUUGUGAUGAGAGCAUGAUGCUGAACUGUGAAGAGAGAAUAAGAAAUAUCAAAGGUGUGGCCUUUGCUGUGUUGUAUUUGCAUGAAGGUUGGGAAGAACAAGUUCUGCAUAGGGACAUCAAAGCCAGCAAUGUGUUCUUUAUUUGUUGA